This is a messenger RNA of Gopherus flavomarginatus (Mexican gopher tortoise), 747 nucleotides long. RefSeq names its product NME/NM23 nucleoside diphosphate kinase 3 (gene NME3). NCBI's taxonomy places the organism in Eukaryota, Metazoa, Chordata, Testudines, Testudinidae. Gene Ontology annotation, biological process: CTP biosynthetic process; UTP biosynthetic process; GTP biosynthetic process. The record is from RefSeq and is a predicted model, not a curated record. Gene Ontology annotation, molecular function: nucleoside diphosphate kinase activity.
AUGACGGCCCCUACGGGGUAUGGCACGGCCAUGGCGGCGGGGCGCCACAGCAGAAUCCACUCUGGUGAGGGGGAAUGGGCGAGGCGGGAGCGCGCGGGAAGAAGCCAACACCCGGACCCUAGGAGCAGCUUGUGCGUCCUCAUUCCUUGCCCAGGCGGUACCGCCCACGCGCCUGGCCUCAGCCCUGCUGGCGCGCGCCCCCUCCCGCCACUGGCUGCCACCGUGAUUUGCUUGGUGCUUACCCUGUUCACCAACAUCUUCCAGAGCACUUGCACUGGAAUAAAUGAGCACACCUUCCUAGCCAUCAAGCCAGAUGGGGUGCAGCGGCAUCUCAUAGGGGAGAUCAUCAGGCGCUUUGAAAAGAAGGGCUUCAAACUGGUGGGGAUGAAACUCAUGCAGGCCUCGGAAGACUUGCUGAAGAAGCAUUAUAUAGCCCUCUGUGAUCGCCCCUUCUACAGCCACCUGGUGAAGUACAUGAGAUCGGGUCCUACUGUAGCCAUGGUCUGGAAGGGGCUGGAUGUGGUAAAGAUGGCUCGUACAAUGAUUGGAGAAACUAAUCCUUCCGAUUCCAGACCCGGAACCAUCUGAGGGGACUUCUGCAUUGAAGUCAGCAAGAAUGUGAUUCAUGGCAGCGACUCAAUCGAGAGUGCCCGGCGGGAGAUUUCGCUCUCGUUCCACACAGACAAGCUGACCUGUUGGGCGGAGAGCACUGAGCACUGGAUCUAUGAAGCUGCAGCUGGACAGUAG